Lachancea lanzarotensis is the source of this 1044-nucleotide messenger RNA. It is a transcript of the gene GPN2, whose product is annotated as LALA0S01e04588g1_1. Gene Ontology annotation, molecular function: GTPase activity. NCBI's taxonomy places the organism in Eukaryota, Fungi, Ascomycota, Saccharomycetes, Saccharomycetales, Saccharomycetaceae. Gene Ontology annotation, cellular component: cytoplasm. Bases 1 to 1044 code for a protein of 347 amino acids. The record is from RefSeq and is a predicted model, not a curated record. The transcript has a single exon.
AUGCCGUUCGGUCAAAUCGUUAUAGGCCCGCCAGGAUCAGGUAAAUCAACUUAUUCUCACGGUUGCAUACAGUUUUUCAACGCUAUCGGACGUCAUGCUCAGGUGGUGAACAUGGACCCUGCAAACGACAGUUUGCCUUAUCCAUGCGCUGUAGACAUCCGGGAUUUCAUCACUCUGGAGGAAAUCAUGGCAGAACAACAAUUGGGACCCAAUGGGGGUCUCAUGUACGCUUUAGAGUCUGUUGACAAAUCCGUGGAUUUGUUCCUACUGCAGAUAAAGUCGUUAGUGCAGGACGAAAGUGCAUAUGUAGUGUUCGACUGUCCCGGCCAGGUCGAGCUCUUCACCCAUCAUUCAGCCUUGUUUCGGAUCUUCAAACGUCUUGAGCGUGAGCUGGAUCUUCGGCUCUGUGUGGUCAACUUGAUCGACUCCGUUCACCUCACUUCUCCCUCUCAAUAUGUUUCCAUUCUACUUUUGGCCCUUCGAUCCAUGCUCAUGCUGGAUCUUCCGCACAUAAAUGUGCUAUCAAAGAUCGAUAUGGUUAAGUCCUAUGGCCCGUUACCGAUGCGUCUUGACUACUACACGGAAGCACAAGAACUGGAUUAUUUGACACCGUUUGUGGAACAAGAAAGCUCCAGCGUUUUAAGCAAAAAAUAUGCCCGGCUUACCCAAACCAUUGGAGAGCUUGUCUCGGAUUUUAACCUGGUUUCUUUCGAAGUCUUAUGUGUUGAUGACAAGAGAAGCAUGAUUGCACUUCAAAGUGUCAUUGACAAGGCAAAUGGCUACAUUUUCGGUGCAUCAGAAGUCGGUGGAGACACUGUAUGGGCUGAAGCCUCUAGACAGGGUACCGCAUUGGUCGCAGACGACGUUCAAGAACGGUGGAUCGAUAACAAAGAGGCUUACGACAAGCAAGAACAACUACAGCGCGAGAAGCAGCUUGAGGAGCAGAAACACAAUGACCAAGAGAUCGAUGUCGAUAAAGAAGACGAGUGGGAGAAUGCAUUGAAGGAUUGGGAGAACGAGCAUGGUGCCAACUAUACGAAAUAA